Messenger RNA from Amoebophrya sp. A25, 1576 nucleotides. Lineage: Eukaryota; Dinophyceae; Syndiniales; Amoebophryaceae. The record is from the annotation of a GenBank genome assembly.
CAGAAACCAAAAUUUAAAGCCUCGUCCUCUUGGAUACGUAUACAUAAAGCUCACGACGUUGACGUAGGAAAACUCAAGCUCAUUGAAAAAUACACAGUUUCAUCAAUUAUCUCCUUGUUUCUUCUGAGUACUUGAAUUUCAUACACCAGUAGUAAAGCAAAUGUUUUCUUCCUCAACGCCACCGAAGAUGGAUAACCUGGACGAUGCGGACCAGAAACCGAAGAAGGCUCUCGUUAGUGCUACCCAUUUUUGGGCAGAGUUUUGGGGGACCUAUCUAGUCGUGCUGACCAUCGGCUGCAAUGUGCUUGGUGGGAGUGGGGAUUGGGCGGUUCUCUCAAUCGGCUUCGCACUGAUUCUCGCCACAUACGUCUUCGGUCCGAUUUCUGGGGGCCAUUUCAACCCUUGCGUGUCUGUUGCCGUGUUUCUAGCGGGAAAAUUCGACGGGGAGCCCAUACACUUGCUAUACUAUGUGGUACUGAAGAAAGGCUUACUUUCUGUGCAUCUCCUUCUGCAAAUCCAAGCAACUACCGUUUAAUUAUGUUAUAAUGGAUUCUACAUUCUCAUUCAAAACCAACGACGAAAAACACCCACGAUUCUCUCCUCUUCCAUGCUCUCAAUCACAGGGAGCUCAAUUCCUGGGUGGUUUUACUGGCGCUAUCACAUACUAUGGCAUGUAUGGGCAAACCUUUGAGCUUGGCGCUGGCUCAGGAUACACCCUCUGGAACGCAGGUUCCGUUGAAUUCCUAUUCACUUGUUUGCUGUUAAGAUGAAGAGACUCAAACUGUCUGCUAUGUAUUUGAUGAUUUUUGUAUAAUGUACUCCUACUCCACCUUCGUGCUUCAUAUUACCUGCGAGGUAGAUGUAGGUACCUCCUCCACUGCUUGUAUCUGAAGCCUUCUAAUCGCCUGCCUCGUGCACUUGAGCGUCUCCCUCUCCUAAAGACCCCCUCUAAUCCCUUGUCUCGUGCACUUAAACGUCUGCUACGCGAAGAUGACGCUCGAGAAGGACAACCAAUAUUUUGGUAUGGCCCUAGGGUUCGUACUAAUCGCGGGUGCUUAUGCAGUUGGCGCAAUCAGUGGUGGUUGCUUCAAUCCCGCUGUCAGUCUGGCAAUUGAUUUCGUGUCGUUGUUUCAAGGUAUCUUUUUAGUUCAUCCGAUUGACUUCGUGUCGUUGUUUCAAGGUAUCUUUUUAGUUCAUCCGAUUGGCUUCGUGUCGUUGUUUCAAGGUAUCUUUUUAGUUCAUCCGAUUGACUUCGUGUCGUUGUUUCAAGGUAUCUUUUUAUUUCAUCCGAUUGACUUCGUGUCGUUGUUUCAAGGUAUCUUCCUUUUUAGUUCAUCCGAUUGGCUUCGUAAUAUGAUUGCUCAGAAGUUGCUUUCACUUUCCAUUAAGCCAUCUACUUUUCUUUCCGGAUCAUGCCACCAGAUAUCGUCACCGGUGCAGGCUUGUCUGGUUUCAAUUCCGGCGUGACGAAUUGUUUCGUAUACCUUGGCUUCCAAGUCUUUGGCGCACUGCUAGCUGUCUUCCUCUUCAUAUGCCUCAGGGCUCCGGAAGACUAUCACAAGUCAGAGGAAGGUAG